Penicillium brevicompactum is the source of this 204-nucleotide messenger RNA. RefSeq lists its product as uncharacterized. The record is from RefSeq and is a predicted model, not a curated record. NCBI's taxonomy places the organism in Eukaryota, Fungi, Ascomycota, Eurotiomycetes, Eurotiales, Aspergillaceae. The transcript has 2 exons. The coding region runs from base 1 to 204 and encodes 67 amino acids.
AUGGACGUUGUCGGAUAUGAUUUACUACUUACCAUUUGCAGAACCAGCCAAACUUACCUGGUCACCCGCUCUUAUAAGAGCAUUGAAGGAAGAGCGGUCAGCUACGUGGUGUUCAAGGCGGAACAGCGUACAUCAUGUCCGAUGUCAUACAUGCAGGCCAAGUGGAGCUAUGUAGGAGCUCAGUGCAAUGUGGAUGGUGGUUAA